UGGAAAAGCCCAUGGAUGGAAAAGCCUGGAACAGCUCCAAGAGUCUCGGGCGACUGUCAACUUCCAAGCGGUGUCGUGGGAAAAGCAGUCGCGGCCUCGGAAGGCCCUCGGAACCAAAGCGCCGGUCUCCACCUGUCGGGGACAGCGUUUCCAGAGCACCGCGGGGCGGGGCCAGGCCAGUGGAGCUGGAUUCACUGCAAUCGAUUAGAGCUGCCCGGGUGCCCGAGGGCGCGCAGAGGCCCGGUCGCGAGCUGCCAGACCAUGCUGAGCAGAGUGUGCGGCCGGUUCGCAUCAGCGCUGCGAGGGACACGCGCGCCGCCGUCCGCGGUCACCCUGAGGUGUCUGCACGCGUCCAGCUCGCGGCCGUCCACAGAUAAGAGCGAGAGGACGGAGAAACCGCCCCGCGCCUUCGACCAGGCCUUGUUGGAGUUUCUGGUGUGUCCGCUCUCUAAGAAGCCGCUCAGAUAUGAAGCAUCGACAAAUGAAUUGAUUAAUGAAGAGUUAGGCAUAGCCUAUCCAAUUAUUGAUGGGAUUCCUAAUAUGAUACCACAGGCAGCUAGGAUGACACAUCAAAAUAAGAAGCAAGAAGAAGUGGAGCAGCACUAG
Messenger RNA from Dama dama (fallow deer), 606 nucleotides. RefSeq names its product PIGY upstream open reading frame (gene PYURF). The coding region runs from base 16 to 606 and encodes 196 amino acids. Lineage: Eukaryota; Metazoa; Chordata; Mammalia; Artiodactyla; Cervidae. The transcript is spliced from 3 exons. The record is from RefSeq and is a predicted model, not a curated record.